Talaromyces stipitatus ATCC 10500 is the source of this 1155-nucleotide messenger RNA. RefSeq lists its product as uncharacterized. The transcript has 4 exons. Lineage: Eukaryota; Fungi; Ascomycota; Eurotiomycetes; Eurotiales; Trichocomaceae. The record is from RefSeq and is a predicted model, not a curated record. Bases 1 to 1155 code for a protein of 384 amino acids.
AUGGAAGAUGUCGAUGCGACAGAGACCUGUCUACAAAAUCUCAAAGAGUUGACGGGCACAUGGCCACCAAUUCGAGUUGGAGGAACAACGCGCCAGAUAUCGUGGCGAAGUGAUACUAGGUCUCAGCCGCGCCUUGAUAAUCUGUCCAACACAGUAGCAGCGGCCAAACUUGCGAAAAGCCAGAUGGGAACUCUCUAUGCCAUUGAACUUGUCUUUACGAACAGUGAUCCCAUCGCUAACGGCGACUCCUGGACAGCUGCCGCCGAUUAUGUAUCUGAGAUCCAAUGGCAAAAUGCAGUAUGCGGAAACCUAUCAGUAACUGAUCUAAUUCCAGCAGGAGUCUCCUUCGGUACCUUUCCCAUGCGCAUUGCAGAUUUGACGGCAGUAGAGGGUACUGCCAGUAUCUACGACAAGGAUUACUGUUUCCACAAUUAUCCGCAGUUUACCAGCACCGCUAAUCUCUCUUCUCUAAUGAGCCACAGCGGAAUUGAAAGUCAAACCCAGCCAUUUGCUGCAGAAGUCUCUGCUGCGGCCCAAGAGGGCAAGCCCCACGUUCUUGGAGAGACAAACUCAGGCAGGUUCUAUUCAUGGUACCUAAGAUGCGAUUCUUCUGACCUCAUAGCAGCUACUGGCGGUGGAGGUGGGAUUAGCCCUACUUUCAGUGAGGCUCUUUGGAUUCUGGACUAUACGAAUCCAGCUUACAAAAUAUUAGGUCAAUACUGCUGGUGGGGAAGAUAUGACAUUGAGGCUCCUUACUACGGUGCCUACUUUGUUAAUAUGGCUCUAGCUGGCACAGAUAGUAUCACGGCUUUGGACGACCAGACUACUGCUUAUGCUGCCUAUGCGAUCUUCGAGUCGGAUGCGGUUGCAAGGGUUCUGCUCUACAACUGGGAAUACUAUACAAGCGGAACACGACCAAACCAGACCUUCAGUCUUACAGGACUGUCGCCUGGAAUUGUUACUGCGAAACGCCUUACAGCUCCGUAUGCUGCCUCUCGGGUGGAUUAUGGCGGAAAUCCAACAGUUGCUGGCCGGACCUUUGUCAAUGGUACUUGCACGAUUCAAGGUACCGCCGUGGAAGAGACUACCACCGUGUCUGGUGGAGAAGCUACAUUUACCAUCGGUGCAUCUGAAGCUCUGUUAGUUUAUGUGUAA